GAUGGAGACGUUUGCAAAUGUAACAUUAAUAUCCUGAAGAAGAGGAAGCCUCUUCUUCAAAAAUACAUUGAUGACAACGCUAGUCUGGAAAUCCAUGCUGUUUACGCAGUCCAGGCACUUUUCGUUCAGCUGGAUCAUCCUCCAAGUAAGAAUAAUUAAUGGGCUAAAUUCUCGUUACUUCUACACACAGUUCUUAUGAAAGUGACGGGAAGUUAUAGUUAUGUCGAGAAUCAUAAAUGUUGACUAGUAAUUCAAGAGAAAAUCUGGUUGCGAGUUAGAACAACUGGACCUUGAUGUCAAGCAAGGUCAAGCGUACCCCAAAGAUUCCAUCAACUAAGUGUUGUGAAAGUUGAAUGUGUUAGUAGUUGUAGCCGGUUUCAGGCUCCAAGACUAACGGAUUUGUUGUUUUUUUCUGUAGAAUUUAUAAGAGCACUCUUGACCAUCCUCUUCACCGUCUUCAUGGAUGAUGUACUCCUUCCUUGAAAACCGCAUUUGUCAGACAUCUAAAAAUCUGAAAACAGUCACUAAUGCGGCUGAUUUUGUAGCCCAAAUAAACAGGUCUUGUUGAAAGUAGAUUUAUCCAACCGAUAAAGGAGCAGUGUUGGUUUAUUCUACUCUUAAAUGAAGCAAUCAGGGUGCAUCUGACUGAAACCUGUUUGUUCUUUAAAACAAACUAAUUAACAGACAAAGUUAAAGAUAGUUCGUCACAUUGUCUCACAUACACGUUGCACAACCCUGUAAGUCAUCCACUGUUAUGAGCAUCGUCGAGGUGGACCACGAACACUCUAGGCUUGAAGCAGUUUGGCUUGGCUUGUGGUGUAAAGGACUUUCGGUCAUAUAAACGUUAUUUUGUCAAAAUUCAUGUUAAUUUGUCUCUCCUUUUCUGUAUGCAGGUUUUCUCAAAUCCUAUUUUGAUAGUUUAUAUGAUGAAGAGAUUAUCACAGAAGAUUCUUUCAAAGCUUGGGAAAACAGCUCCGACGAAGAACCCGGCAAAGGUGUGACUGUUGCUGCCGCUUCCGAGUUUUUUCGCUGGCUCAAGAGUGCCCCAGAGGAGUCUGGGGAAGAGAGCUAA
Molecule: messenger RNA, 1072 nt
Organism: Porites lobata
Lineage: Eukaryota; Metazoa; Cnidaria; Anthozoa; Scleractinia; Poritidae
Source: the annotation of a GenBank genome assembly